Molecule: messenger RNA, 762 nt
Organism: Oppiella nova
Lineage: Eukaryota; Metazoa; Arthropoda; Arachnida; Sarcoptiformes; Oppiidae
Source: the annotation of a GenBank genome assembly
CAGCUUUUCUAACUGGGAAGUUGUUUUGCAGUGAUCUUUGAGUGUCAGCAGUAGAGCCGCUGUUUCAUUGCAUUGAUUUACUAAUUGUCUGAACGGAUCAAAAUGGCAGAGGACCCUGAUCCAUCACAGUAUCUGAUCGUCUCUCUGGAGCAGAAGAGAAAGGAUCAAACGAAGCCCUACGAUGGCAAGAAAAUGGUGUGGGUGCCCGACGAGAAGGAGUGCUACCUCCUCGGUAACAUCGAAAGCACUAAAGGCGAUAUGGUCACCGUGGACUGUGGCAAGGGAGAAGUGCGUACGCUGAAGAAAGACCUUGUUCAACAAGUGAAUCCGCCUAAGUUUGAGAAAUGUGAUGACAUGGCAUCCCUCACAUAUCUAAACGAUGCCAGUGUUUUGCAUAAUCUCAAAGAGAGAUACUAUAAUCAUAUGAUUUACAAAACGCUCAAAAAGGACCUGUGUCAACAGGUUAAUCCACCCAAGUAUGAGAAGGCUGAUGAUAUGUCUAACUUGACUUAUCUGAACGAUGCCUCAGUUCUCUACAAUUUGAGGGCACGUUAUGAGAAUCAACUCAUUUAUACAUAUUCUGGACUGUUUUGUGUGGUAAUCAAUCCAUACAAGCGUUUCCCGAUCUACACGAAUAGAGUGGUGCAGUUGUAUAGAGGAAAGCGAAGGACUGAAGUACCGCCACAUCUAUUCGCCAUUUCUGACGGCGCGUACACCGAGAUGUUGACGAAUCGCGAGAACCAGUCUAUGUUGAUCACGUAA